GUGGGUCGCGUUUCCAAGAUGGCGACUCCCUAUGUUACUGAUGAAACCGGAAAAUACAUCGCAUCCACACAGCGCCCAGAUGGUACCUGGAGAAAACAAAGACGGGUGAAAGAAGGCUACGUUCCCCAAGAAGAAGUGCCAGUGUAUGAGAAUAAAUAUGUGAAGUUCUUUAAAAGCAAGCCAGAGUUACCUCCAGGCUUGAAUCCAGAAGUUCAGACGCCUGUGGCCCGUCAAACGUCAAAGGGACCCGAGGGUGGAGAGACGGGACUCUCCAAGACCGCUAAGAGGAACCUCAAACGGAAGGAGAAGAGAAAACAGCAGCAUGAAAAAGGGGAUCGAGACAACGAUGACCUGAUUCAGUCUCUAGAGAAAACAACCUUAUCGGCGACACCGAGCAGUUGCGGGGAUGGUAAGCUGGCCGUGUCUGAUGCCAACCCAAGAACCCCUGCUGGCAGCAGGGAUGUCUCUUCAGCUUCUGCCACUGCCACCUUAGAGAAGAACAAGAAAGUUAAAAACCUGAAAAAGAAACUACGGCAGGUGGAGGAUCUGCAGGCGCGGAUUGACUCUGGGGAGAUCAAGCAGCCGACCAAAGAGCAGUUAGAGAAGCUGGCUCGACGGAAAGCUUUGGAAGAAGAACUUGAGGACCUGGAACUGGAUUUGUAAAGGGUUGGAAUAUCAACCGGACCUCGUGUGCUUAGGAACAAACCGUCCCCUGGGGAAACAUUCUCAGAACUGCAACAAAAAGACCAGAAGAUGGUGAUGUCUUCAGCCUUCUCCUUUGUACCAUUAUUUUAUUUUAUGUUGGUGCUGUCUGAAUUUUUAAAAGUAUUUCUCCCAGCUGUUGAUGUGUUAGCUAUCUAGGACUUCUUUAAGGCAACAACUUUGCCACCUAGUUCUUUCCAGUUUCUUCCUCCCCUUCCCACUUCCAUUCUUAUUCCAGGUGGGUGGGUGAAAUGUCAUUUCACACCGAGGGGAUGACUUUCAGAGGCACCUGACCAGGAGGAGCAAUCUGUCUUUUCCUCCUGCCACUGUAUUAUAUUCAACAUUUUCACGUUCUCUGUAACAAUCACACGGCCUUCCAUCUUCUCUUCCUCCUCAUUUUGAAAAAAGGAUGCAAUAAUAAAAAUUGCAGUAGUGA
This is a messenger RNA of Thamnophis elegans (Western terrestrial garter snake), 1138 nucleotides long. RefSeq names its product PYM homolog 1, exon junction complex associated factor (gene PYM1). NCBI's taxonomy places the organism in Eukaryota, Metazoa, Chordata, Lepidosauria, Squamata, Natricidae. Gene Ontology annotation, molecular function: RNA binding. The coding region runs from base 19 to 663 and encodes 214 amino acids. The record is from RefSeq and is a predicted model, not a curated record. Gene Ontology annotation, cellular component: exon-exon junction complex; cytoplasm. Gene Ontology annotation, biological process: exon-exon junction complex disassembly. The transcript is spliced from 3 exons.